AGUACAAACCGGAGCUUAUUAAUGUAUAACAGUUUGUGAAUAGGCGGAAUCCUGCCCUAUAGCGCGCAGUCCCGUCCCAACACACCCCCGCCGAGCCUCUCCCGCAGCACGCAUGCGCGUCGUUGACAGCCAGACCGUGCCAACACGUCCUGAUUAUUUCCCUGCCUUUUACCCAACUCACGUCUCAAACUAAACAUGCGACUCAGAACCACAUGAGUCACGAUGGUGGCUAGCAUCGGUCCUAUCAAUCCGACAAAUGUGGAAGCGACGGCGUAUAUAAGUGCCGUAGCAGCGUUCGCCGCUGUUGUGCUGGUGGUGCUGCUGUUUCUGGGGAGACGGUGGUGCCACGGAGCGGUUUUCGCGAGGAAGGGCUGCCACGGGGUCCUCACUGUCAACGCGGGACCCGACGCGCCCUGCCUCACUCUCGACAAUGCUCACGAUACUUUGUCGAAACCGAUCCAUUAUCCCGACCGAAUAUUCGCGUUCGAGGCUUCCGACGACGACGAAGAGCAGCGCUUGCGCAUACAGCAGGAUAAAGAAGAAGUGGGAUGCCACUACGAAGAGAAGAACGAAAACGCAGCACCAAUAAAAGCAGGAGUGGAGGUGGAGCUGGUCGAGACGGCGCUACGGGAGAGCACCCUGCGAGAGACAAGGAUAGACGAUGUGGUGCCGCGGAGGGCCGAGUACAUCCACACGCUUGAGGCUCAGAGCAGCGUGGACAGUGACGUCAUCGUCCAUAAUGACACGUCGCUCCUCUGCGGGGAGAGCAGCAGCCAAGAGCGCGGCUCCGUGGAACUGACCCUGCUGUAUGAUGCUCCGGUCCGCAGCAUGACCGUGCACGUGCUGCAAGCGCGCGCAUUGCCGCAGCGCACGCCGCAACCGCUGCUGCAGAGUCAGGUUCGAGUAGUCCUUCUACCAUUGAAGAGGCAAAAGUUCAAAUCGAAGAUACGAAAUGGUGAAAAUCCUCAAUAUAUGGAAAGCUUCGUUCUCCACAAAAUUAAUCCAGAGGACGUGUACGGUUUAGGACUUCGAAUCCGCAUCUACGGCUGCGAGCGCAUGCGGCGGCAGCGCCUCUUGGGCGAGGCGGCCGUGUCCUUCGCGACACUUAACCUUGAGCUGGAGAACAGCCUGUGGCUGCAGCUGGCGCCGCGGCAGCAGCCUAGUCUUCAGCUUCCGAAGCUAGAACUGAACCACUCCAUGUCCAUGUCGGGCGUAUUGGCGUCUCCAUCGUCCAUCACGACGACCACGCCGACGGGUGGCGGUGAGGCCUGCAGCCUGGCUCGCUCGGACUCUGCGUCUUCAUGCUGCAGCGCGCGCUCCGCUCCUGAACUGCUGCUUGGACUCCAGUACAGUUCUAUCACGGGACAUUUGUCUGUAGAGGUGAUAAAAGGCACGCACUUCCGUAAGCUGUCCCCCAACAAGGCUCCGGACACGUACGUGAAGCUGAGCCUCAUCAGCUCGCUGGGCAUGGAGAUGGGUCGCUGCAAGUCCACCACGCGCCGUGCGCAGUCCAACCCGCUCUACAAGGAGCUCUUCAUCUUCCAGGUGGCCCUGUUCCAACUAACCGAGGUGACCCUGAUGGUAUCUGUGUGGUGGCGACGCAGCGUGAAACGGAACGAGAUGGUGGGCUGGUUCUCGCUAGGGCACAGCCCCUCGGGCCGUGACGAGGAGCGCCAUUGGCAAGAGCUAUGCGAGGGACACGGGGAACAAGUUCAACGCUGGCAUGUGUUGCUGGAGUCCUGACGUUCACCGACCUAGCGCGCCGACGCGCCGGCUUGAGAACUGACUUCACCAGGGCCUCGCCCCUGACUCGGCCUCGCCGACUCGAGUGGACUCGCCCCGCGGCCUCCGGCCUGGACCCCACUCGC
Messenger RNA from Cydia fagiglandana, 1868 nucleotides. It is a transcript of the gene Syt14, whose product is annotated as synaptotagmin-16. The record is from RefSeq and is a predicted model, not a curated record. The transcript has 11 exons. Gene Ontology annotation, molecular function: phospholipid binding. The coding region runs from base 223 to 1743 and encodes 506 amino acids. NCBI's taxonomy places the organism in Eukaryota, Metazoa, Arthropoda, Insecta, Lepidoptera, Tortricidae.